This is a messenger RNA of Seminavis robusta, 1037 nucleotides long. The record is from the annotation of a GenBank genome assembly. Lineage: Eukaryota; Bacillariophyta; Bacillariophyceae; Naviculales; Naviculaceae.
GGAACAGAAUACAAUCUUUUGGUGACCAUGAUGAUGGCAACACAACCUCAGAGGCAACCGAUGCCACCCCACUCUCUCAACCCUCAACCAUCAAACCACUAGUAGUUUUUUGGUUACAAUCGCAGCAAUCAUCACAAUGACGGCCAUUUCCAAGAGUUCAAGAAUUCUACUCUUCUGUAUGGUUCUGUCGCUGUCGUUGAGCAAAAGUUUCUCCUUUCAAGCACAUGGAGCAAAGUCUUUUUAUCCCUUGGCAAGAUCAGGAUCAGUAAUAGCAUCAGGAUUCAGAACAAGACCAACGAUUCGGCAAAGCUCCAAGUCGGACUAUGAAGAAAGCAAUGACUUACCACAAGAAAAACAAAAUGAAGAAUCCUCUACAUCGUUUUGGAAGGCAUUAUCGAAUCAACUGGACAAUCAACAAACGAAGCGACCACCCAUUCAAGUAGACGAUGCCAACUUGCUGUUUUACGACGUGCUUCUGCUAAUCAACCUCAGUGUCAGCGUUUCGUAUUGGGUAGUCCAUCGAAUGCAAUUGGAUCACAUUGCUCUGGCAUUCAACGAAGGAAGCCUGCUUUCCAUUCUGUGGAUCAUUGCUGGAUUGUACAACGGUAUCUUUUUGCAUUCGGCCUUGGAAGGGCAUCAGCCACUCUAUGAUGGUGCUGCGAACAGCAACAACAACGACGACAGUACCGAAGAGGAAAACGCAGCAAACAGCAAAAAGUGGUGGGAGAGUUUGACGCAAACUGACAACCUCGGAGGACCCGCAGCUGCUGGUUUGCUGGCAUUGAAUACGUUCAUCAAUACCCUCAGUUUGAGAUUGAUUGUCGCACUGGUGGUCGCCGUCGUUGAACAUCGACCAGUCUUUGAUGAUCCAUUGGAACAGCUCAUUCCUCUCGAGGCAACUACGGGGUUGGUUCUUAUGAGCACUUGGCGGACAAUUCACUCCAUUUACGCGACUAGAAUUUAAUAAAGAACUCUGCUCGCUAGACCGAAAUACAAAAUAAUAACAAGUACAAUAUACCCUUCAGAGAGAAUGACAA